AUGUUUUAUUUGACGUGUGGCAUGUACAUCGUGGCAGUUGUUUUAGGCGAACUCGGGGCUCUCCUAUCACAUGAAAAGAAAAUGAUGCUUCCCGCCUGGUAUCCUUUUGAUUGGCAGCACUCUACCUGGAAAUAUUUUAUUGUCCACCUGCACCAAAGUGUAGCUCUCAUAUUAUAUGUAUUGCAGAAUGUUUCCAAUGAUACUUUUCCUGCCAUUUACAUGCUUGUACUCAAAAGUCAUGUGAAAACUCUUAACAUUCGUAUCAGGAGGUUGGGCCUGGACACAACUGAGUCCUCACAAGUCACCUGUGCAGAAUUGAUUCAGUGUAUUCAGGACCAACAAAUGCUAGUGGAGUAUUUCCACACGGUCCGCAAAGCCACUUCAGCUGCAAUUUUCCUUCAGUUUUUCGUCACUGGGAUGGAAGCAUGCAUCAUUGCUGUUUGUGUAUUUUUUGUCGAAAAUAACUUAUUUGAAACAAUAUUUUUCGCAGAAUACUUUUUAUGCGUAAUCCUAGAAAUAUUCCUUUACUGUUAUUUUGGAGAGCAACUUGCGAGCGAAAGCGAUCGGAUGACUGAAGCUAUUUAUUCAUGCAAUUGGAUGGGACAGGACAGAAGGUUCAAACAGAAUUUGAUAAUAUUCAUGCAAUCAACUCAAACAAAUAUGACCAUCAUUGCUGGUGGAAUUUUCAAAGUGAAUUUGUCAACCUUUGUCACGGUUCUGAAAAGCCCAUAUUCGCUGUUCGCAGUAUUGACGAGUAGGACGUGAAAUGUAGUUACAUUUUCGCGGAUAUAUAUUUCUC
Hermetia illucens (black soldier fly) is the source of this 799-nucleotide messenger RNA. Its product is annotated as odorant receptor 59a-like. The record is from RefSeq and is a predicted model, not a curated record. Gene Ontology annotation, cellular component: plasma membrane. Gene Ontology annotation, molecular function: olfactory receptor activity; odorant binding. The transcript has 3 exons. The coding region runs from base 1 to 765 and encodes 254 amino acids. Gene Ontology annotation, biological process: detection of chemical stimulus involved in sensory perception of smell; sensory perception of smell. NCBI's taxonomy places the organism in Eukaryota, Metazoa, Arthropoda, Insecta, Diptera, Stratiomyidae.